AAAUGUAAAUGUAACGUUUGAGUGUUUGUAUUGUACUAUUGUAGUUUGACCAUUACACAAGCGUCAAGCCGUCAAGCGUCAAAAUCGGAACUCAAAUGCUUCCUACUUUCCUAGUACAGUAAAAUCAGUCGAUACGUUACAUCUCACCUUCCACUGAUCCGAGUGUCACACAAAAUAUAUUAAUAUUUAAUAAAUAUACAUUAUUUUCGCUUGUACCUUAUCAAAUAUUAGUAUUUAAUUUGUCAAUUGUCUUUAAAUAAUUAUUUUACUCGUUGUUUUGCAUCACAUCACUACAAGAUGCCUAUGAUAAAGUUACAAAGUUCAGAUGGAGAAGUGUUUCAAGUUGACUUCGAGAUCGCCAAAGCUUCAGUGACUAUCAAAACUAUGGUUGAAGACUUAGGAUUGGAAGAGGAAGAUGAGGAGAUCGUUCCGUUGCCUAACGUGAAUGCUGGUAUAUUGAAAAAAGUCAUCCAGUGGGCAACAUACCACAAGGACGACCCACCACCGUCCGAAGACGAUGAAGGACGUGAGAAGCGCACGGAUGAUAUAUCCAGUUGGGAUGCUGAUUUCUUGAAGGUGGAUCAGGGUACACUCUUUGAACUUAUAUUGGCCGCCAACUAUUUGGAUAUCAAAGGAUUGUUAGAUGUCACUUGCAAGACAGUCGCCAAUAUGAUCAAGGGUAAAACACCAGAGGAAAUAAGGAAAACUUUCAACAUAAAAAAUGAUUUCACAGCAGCAGAGGAGGAUCAAGUACGUAAAGAGAAUGAAUGGUGCGAGGAAAAGUAAUGAAUUUUUAUCCACAAAUAUACUUUUUUUUGUCAAAAGCAUAAUUUUAAUUUUUCAUUUAAUAAUAUACUUUUGUUUUAUAUUUAUUUACUUUUUGUAAUAGGAAUUUUGUUUUAGUAUAAAAAAUUUAUCUUACUAUAAGGAAAAUUUGGAUAAAAACAUUUGUUGUACAUUUUAUCUGUUUAAUUGUACUCGGCCUUAUUAAAUUAAAUAGAUAUCCUAACAUGUACAUUUCACUAUGUUUUUGAUUUGUAAAAGUAUUGAUUAAUAUAUUAUUAAAUUGCAUAUAUUUUUAGUGUAUGCUACUAUACAA
Messenger RNA from Rhopalosiphum padi (bird cherry-oat aphid), 1099 nucleotides. Its product is annotated as S-phase kinase-associated protein 1-like. Gene Ontology annotation, molecular function: cullin family protein binding. The coding region runs from base 298 to 786 and encodes 162 amino acids. NCBI's taxonomy places the organism in Eukaryota, Metazoa, Arthropoda, Insecta, Hemiptera, Aphididae. The transcript has a single exon. Gene Ontology annotation, biological process: SCF-dependent proteasomal ubiquitin-dependent protein catabolic process. Gene Ontology annotation, cellular component: nucleus; cytoplasm. The record is from RefSeq and is a predicted model, not a curated record.